CCGGCCCGGGAGGAGCAGGACGCGCCCGGGCCGCCUCCUCCCGCACGGACCGAUGAGCCAGCCGGGCGGCGCGGCGGCUCCGCAGGCUGACGGAGCCAGUGCAGCCGGAAGGAAAGGCACGGUUAGCAGGGAGCGCUUAAAGCGCAGUCAAAAGAGCACCAAGGUGGAGGGCCCAGAGCCAGUGCCCACUGAGGCCUCGCUGAGUGCUGAGCAGGGGACGAUGACGGAGGUGAAGGUGAAAACAGAACUCCCGGAUGACUACAUACAGGAAGUCAUCUGGCAGGGUGAGGCCAAGGAGGAGAAGAAGGAAGUCAGCAAGGAUGGGACUGGCGAUGUGCCUGCUGAGAUCUGCGUGGUGAUCGGUGGCGUCCGCAACCAGCAGACCCUGGAUGGAAAAGCUCCGGAAGGCAGCCCCCACGGCGGAUCUGCUCCUCGCAGUCGGUAUUCAGGGACCUGGAUUUUUGACCAAGCUUUGAGAUAUACAUCUGGGUCCUAUGAAUGCGGAAUCUGCGGCAAGAAGUACAAGUACUACAACUGCUUCCAGACCCACGUGCGUGCGCACCGAGAUACUGAAGCCACCUCAGGAGAGGGAGCCUCCCAGAGCAACAAUUUCAGGUACACGUGUGACAUCUGUGGGAAGAAAUACAAGUACUACAGCUGCUUCCAGGAGCACCGAGAUCUGCACGCUGUGGAUGUGUUCAGUGUGGAAGGGGCUCCCGAGAAUCGGGCAGACCCCUUUGACCAAGGUGUCGUGGCCACUGAUGAGGUGAAGGAGGAGCCUCCAGAGCCUUUCCAGAAAAUCGGACCAAAAACCGGCAAUUAUACCUGUGAAUUCUGUGGGAAGCAGUACAAAUACUAUACGCCCUACCAGGAGCAUGUGGCCUUACACGCCCCCAUCAGUACCGCCCCCGGGUGGGAGCCACCGGAAGAUCCAGACACGGGCUCUGAGUGUUCCCAUCCAGAGGUCACCCCAUCUCCACGCUUCGUGGCAGCGAAGACCCAGUCGAACCAGUCGGGGAAAAAAGCUCCUGCCUCCGUGGUCCGAUGUGCCACCCUCUUACACCGCACCCCUCCAGCUACCCAAACUCAGACGUUCCGAACUCCGAACUCGGGAUCUCCAGCAAGCAAGGCAACUGCAGCAGAAAGCACCUUCAGUCGGCGAGUAGAAAGCAAAGCACAGAACCACUUUGAAGAGACCAAUAGCAGCUCGCAAAAUUCCAACGAAACUGCAAGUCCCCUGAUUUCCAAUCCUUUCCCUCUCCUGCAGAAACCCUACACGUGUGGUGCCUGUGGGAUCCAGUUUCAGUUCUACAGCAACCUGCUGGAGCACAUGCAGUCCCAUGCAGCUGACAAUGAAAACAACAUCACCUCCAACCAGUCCCGAUCUCCCCCUGCUGCAGUGGAAGAAAAGUGGAAACCUCAGGCCCAGAGGAACAGCGCCAACAACACUACAACCAGUGGUUUGACACCCAACAGUAUAAUUCCCGAGAAGGAGCGGCAAAACAUCGCAGAGCGGCUCCUGCGGGUCAUGUGCGCCGACCUGGGUGCACUGAGUGUGAUCAGUGGGAAGGAGUUCCUCAAGUUGGCCCAAACCUUGGUAGAUAGUGGUGCCCGCUAUGGGGCCUUCUCAGUCACCGAGAUCCUGGGCAACUUUAACACGCUGGCACUGAAGCACCUGCCACGCAUGUACAACCAGGUGAAGGUGAAGGUGACAUGUGCCCUGGGUAGCAAUGCUUGCCUGGGCAUCGGUGUCACAUGCCACUCCCAGAGUGUGGGCCCUGACUCCUGCUACAUCCUCACAGCCUACCAGGCUGAGGGCAACCACAUCAAGAGCUAUGUGCUGGGAGUGAAGGGAGCAGACAUUCGUGACAGUGGCGACUUGGUGCAUCACUGGGUGCAGAACGUGCUGUCAGAGUUUGUGAUGUCCGAGAUCCGGACCGUGUACGUGACGGACUGCCGGGUGAGCACAUCUGCCUUCUCCAAGGCGGGCAUGUGCCUUCGCUGCUCAGCCUGUGCCUUGAACUCAGUGGUGCAGAGCGUGCUGAGCAAGCGGACGCUGCAGGCCCGCAGCAUGCAUGAGGUCAUUGAGCUGCUCAAUGUGUGUGAGGACCUAGCGGGGUCUACGGGCCUGGCCAAGGAGACCUUCGGCUCUUUGGAGGAGACAUCACCACCACCCUGCUGGAACUCAGUGACAGACUCGCUGCUGCUGGUGCACGAGCGCUACGAGCAGAUCUGUGAGUUCUACAGCCGUGCCAAGAAAAUGAACCUCAUCCAGAGCCUCAACAAACACCUGCUCAGCAACCUGGCUGCCAUCUUGACACCCGUGAAGCAGGCCGUCAUCGAGCUGAGCAACGAGAGCCAGCCCACCCUGCAGCUGGUGCUGCCCACCUACGUCAGGCUAGAGAAGCUUUUCACAGCCAAGGCCAAUGACGCAGGCACCGUCAGCAAGCUGUGCCAUCUCUUUCUAGAAGCACUCAAGGAGAACUUCAAGGUGCAUCCAGCCCACAAGGUGGCCAUGAUACUGGAUCCUCAGCAAAAACUUCGGCCAGUGCCACCCUACCAGCACGAGGAGAUCAUCAGCAAGGUGUGUGAACUCAUCAAUGAGGUAAAGGAGUCCUGGGCUGAGGAGGCCGACUUCGAGCCUGCUGCCAAGAAGUCCCGCUCAGCCACAGGUGAGCACCCCACGGCUCAGGAGGAUGACCGGCUGGGCAAGAGCGAAGUAUAUGAUUACCUUCAGGAACCCCUCUUUCAGGCCACUCCCGAUCUCUUUCAGUACUGGUCCUGCGUGACCCAAAAGCACACGAAACUUGCCAAGCUCGCCUUCUGGCUCCUGGCGGUUCCUGCUGUGGGGGCUCGAAGCGGGUGUGUAAAUAUGUGUGAACAAGCACUUCUGAUCAAAAGGAGGCGACUGCUUAGUCCAGAAGACAUGAACAAGCUCAUGUUUCUGAAAUCAAACAUGCUUUAAGACUCAACUUUGGGGAAAAACAAACAAACAAAAACAAGACAAAAGAAGAGAAACUUAGGAAAACAUACACACAACACUGUCACAAACAAAGAAAUUUAAGUUCUAAACACUGUGGAACCUCAUUGUAAAUGCCCCUUGGAAACUUAAGUGCUUUUUUUUUUCCAGUGGUGUUUGUGUGUGUGUGUG
Molecule: messenger RNA, 3151 nt
Organism: Acomys russatus (golden spiny mouse)
Lineage: Eukaryota; Metazoa; Chordata; Mammalia; Rodentia; Muridae
Gene: Znf618
Product: zinc finger protein 618
Exons: 16
Coding region: 53-2965 (970 amino acids)
Source: RefSeq, a predicted model, not a curated record